Messenger RNA from Trypanosoma brucei brucei TREU927, 1761 nucleotides. RefSeq names its product histone deacetylase. NCBI's taxonomy places the organism in Eukaryota, Euglenozoa, Kinetoplastea, Trypanosomatida, Trypanosomatidae. The transcript has a single exon. The record is from RefSeq and is a predicted model, not a curated record. Bases 1 to 1761 code for a protein of 586 amino acids.
AUGUCUGUGAGGGAACGGAAUAAAAAUCCCUGGGCUCAUGGGCGCCAGCUGGAUCUUGACGGUGACGUGACUGUUAGGUGCCAAGCGGACCCACGACUCUGCACAACCGCUGCUAUCCGUCGUGGAAAGCUGGUGGAGCCGGUUGAUCAAGUGGCGCUCCGUGUAGGUGUGGAAGCUUCAGGUGUUGAAAGUCUCGUCGACGCCCAAGGAAUCACCUUUUUUGGAAGUCUAAAAAAUGGAAUGGAAGUGUUCGUUUCUGGACCUGCCAUGUUGGAUGCUGCCAAGACGGAUAAUGAUAAUAGUGACCUGUUUCUACCGGACGUGUCAGUUGCAUGGGCAUACGAUCCUAGAGUGCUUGAGCACGUUCCCCCCGUUGACCGUGUGCCGGAAACACCCUAUCGUUUGCAGCGCGCUGUUGAGGCACUACGCUCGGCGCCGCGUGCUGCUCAUUUUUUGCCUAUGGAACUGCAAAGUUCUGGAGAAAGGUCCCCUCCUCGUGAAGGUGCGCCUGUGGGAACUGGUGCAACAGCAGGCGAGACGCCGUCCGCGGCGCCCAGCGGAACUCCGUUAUGGAUUCCGCCCCGUUUAGCAACGCUAGAUGAAGUUACAUUGUGUCACAAUAUUCAUCGCUACCGAUGUUUUAUUGAAGAGGGCACAGCAUUGCUCCCUCCACUUAAGACAGAUGUGUAUUGCAACGGUAAAACGAGCAGUAUAGCGACUCGGUUGUCUGUCGGUGCGGUGGUUGAUGCAGCGCGUCGCGCCCUCAGUGGCUCUCCGGCAUUUGCUUUUUGCCUUGUUCGCCCUCCGGGACACCAUGCCAGCGCUGACACCCCGAGCGGCUUUUGUUUGGUGAAUAAUGUUGCGAUUGCCGCAAUGCAGUUGUUGCAAGACUGGCACGUUAAAUACGAUUGUGGCGUCGGAGGUAGCCGUUCAGUUCCCUCCGAAGAAAGGGAUAUACCAGAGCGACCUCGCAUAGCCAUAGUUGACAUCGACGUACACCAUGGUGAGGGAACUCAGUCAUUUGUUGAAGUUGAGCCGCAACUUCUGUACCUCUCUCUUCAUCGUUAUGACCGAGGUUCUUUUUACCCGUGUGAUCCCGCUGGUGCGACCUCCUAUGUUGGCCAACAUCGUAAUAUUUGCAACGUCGCUGUUGACACCGCGGCUACCGACCCUGCGCGUUGCGAAGAGGUUAUAAGUGAUAUGCUUUUUGCGCGUGUCGUUGACGAUGUGUUUUUACCAAGGUUGGAACAAUUCCACCCUAAUAUCAUCCUACUUUCGCUUGGCUUCGACGCCGCACACGGCGAUCCACUUGGGCGGAUGGCUGUGGAAGGAGGGUUUGCGUAUGUGGUUCGUGCGCUAAAGCGAUUUUGCCUGCAGUCGCAAGGGACCAUCGGUUUGGUGGCGGUACUAGAGGGUGGGUACUCACCAGAGGGUGUUUCCCGUGGCGUUGUCAGCGUCGCGCACGCCCUGUGUUAUCCAUUUGACGAUGUAGCAGUGGUUAAUUAUGCACGCCUGCGGACCCCAAAGACAUGGAUGGAGCUACGCAGUCGUCUUUCCCGGCGGAUGGAGGUGCGAACGGAUGAAACGGGAGGGGCCACGUCUUUGUCGUCUGGUUUGUCUUCUCAAGGGUUGGGGGAUGCUACGUCAACGGAAAGGGCAAUAGCGGACGACGACGUGCUUAUGGAGCGUCACGUAGCGUGGUGCGACAAGCUUGUUAAACGAGUAUUGGCUAUACAUGCGGAGUCCAAUAUCAUCAAGUGA